This is a messenger RNA of Botrytis cinerea B05.10, 1023 nucleotides long. RefSeq lists its product as hypothetical. Bases 195 to 983 code for a protein of 262 amino acids. The record is from RefSeq and is a predicted model, not a curated record. Lineage: Eukaryota; Fungi; Ascomycota; Leotiomycetes; Helotiales; Sclerotiniaceae. The transcript is spliced from 3 exons.
GAUUAAAGGUAAUUGCAAAUUUCCUUCGACUUGACUUCUCAGUGUUUUGCAAAUUAGAGCACUUUUGAGCGAGGCUACCGACGGAUUGAAGUUUGAUACCCUAGUUUUUGCACAUAUUUGGAUCUUCAAAGUUUACAAUUGAAACAAGAAAAGAAGUGAUUCAGAUCCUCCAUAGUGUGAGAUACUUACAUAAAAUGGCAGAACCGCUUCCUGACCUAGAUUAUCCUCGCUGGAACAAUCCAGUACUAGAUCAGAGAUACUAUCGUUGGAACGAACUUUUUGAUACGAUGAACUUUGAUGACGAUAAAUCUCUUGGCAAGAUUCUUCAAGCUGCUGCGGCAGCGGAGCGAUUUCAUCCCUUCAAUCUCAAGCUCAUUGAAGGUACCCACUUGAAUGAAUUUGAAAUGAUUGGAGUUCGUGACCUUUCAUAUGCGUUCAACCGGAAUCUUCUCUGUCGUGAUAUAGUGCGCCACCUUAUACUAUUCUCUAGAUAUGACGAUAAGAUCUUCACUCUUGGAAAAGCAACAAAAAUUUGCACGGAUAUGCUCAAGAUCACCAACUUGAGCCCUGUACGCCAGCCAGAUAUUUAUCUCCAGGUUCGUAGAGAAUUCUGUCGUUUAGCGCCCGACCUAGAAGAUCUUGAUGAAGAUGAAGCGGAGGCAGAGCUUGAUCGCUGGGCACGUUGGGGGUAUCUUGAAACACGGAAAGGCACGGGAACUGGAAUUAGACAAUACACUCAAGGACCGGACGAUGAAUCAGUAUUUUCUGAAAGCAUCAACAUCAAUGUGGAAAAUAACUGGGAAGUGUCUUAUCAGAUGAAUGCAGCAGAAGCUGAAACAUUUACGGCGGCGAAGGCUCUCGUUUCGAUGAAAGCACAGGGAAGUGCAAGUGGUCUGGGCAUGAACUCUGUUUCAAAUCCGCAGAAACAAAUUUCUAAUAAGAGAAAGCGCGAAGAGCCAUAUGGUGGGCCAAAUAAUGAAUGAACUCCACCUCACAACGGAACCAAUCUCCAACAACUUAUCA